Messenger RNA from Plasmodium yoelii, 1887 nucleotides. RefSeq names its product RING zinc finger protein, putative. The record is from RefSeq and is a predicted model, not a curated record. Lineage: Eukaryota; Apicomplexa; Aconoidasida; Haemosporida; Plasmodiidae. Bases 1 to 1887 code for a protein of 628 amino acids. The transcript has 2 exons.
AUGGAGAGAAAAAGUGGAAAAAGUAAAUAUAUGCAUUUUUUGCCUAUAAUUAAUUCACAAAGAAAAUUAAAUAUAUUAGAAAAAAACAAUGUUUUAGAAAAAAUUCAUAUAUUACCAAUAAAAAAAAAAAGUUCAAAUUAUCAUGAAUUGUACAAUAAAUUGAAUAAAUUAAUAAAUGAAAAAAGUAUAUUGUACGAAGGAAUUGUUAUUAGCUUAAAAGAUGGUUCUGAACAUUCCGACUUGAAACUAAGCAAAAUUCCUCAUAUAAAUGAAAAAGAAGAAAGCAUAAAAAUAAAAAAUAAAAUAAAUAAUGAUGAUGUUUUUGGAAUCGAUAAAAUUUCAACAGAUGAAAGUUCUUCUGAUGAAAAUCAGACAUGUGAUGUAGACCUUCCUUUAAAUGAUAAUAAUAAUGAUAAUAACGAUAAUAAUGAUGAUAAUGAUGAUAAUGAUAAUAAUGAUGAUAAUGAUAAUAAUGAUGAGAAUGAAAAAAUGUCAGAAUUAAUUGUUAAUAAUGUCGAUUAUGUUAUUAUUAAUUGCAUACCAUCAAAAGGUGUACUUAAUCAUGAUACCUUAAUUUAUACUGAUGGAAAAUAUGUUGAUUAUUUAAAAAAAAUAGAAAUAAUAAUAAUAAAUGAUAAACAUUAUAAAAAAUAUGAGAAAAAUAUUAAAAGGAAAUUUAUUUCUUUUAAAAAAAUGCUACUUAAAAAGAGUAAUGAUUUUUUUAAUGGGGCCAUGUCUUUAUUCCCAUUAUAUUUUAAUUUUAUUCCUGAAUUGUGCAUGUCAAAAAAUAGAAAUAAAGUUUCAAAAAAUGAACAGUGCUCGAUAGAAAGGAUACCCAAUCUUGGCACUUGUGAUGAAUGCGAUACAAAUAAAACAAACAAAACGAAUAGAACAAACCAAAUUAAUAAUAUUAUAACACAAAAAUUUUUGACGACCCAUUUAAUUCCCUAUUUCAAAAACAACAGAAAUAAAUUAUUUUAUCCUGGAAAAUUAUUUAAUGUAAAUAAUUUUUCUUUUCUAGUUUCUAAAAUAGAUGUCGACAUAAGUGCUGGUUUUAUUGAUGAUUUAACUGAAAUAAACCUUAGGUUUGAUAGUUAUGAAGAAUAUACCCAUGUACAUAUUGUUCCUCUUUAUGAUACCUUACCAACAACAUAUAACUAUAAUUUGUUUAUAGAUUAUAUAAAGCCAUAUAUAGAGAGACAUUAUUUAAACACGUUUUCUAUAUAUGAUACAUUUUUUUAUAGAGGUGUACAAUUCAAAAUUAUGGGGGUAGAACCAAUUAAUAUGAAAUGUGGAAAAGGAAGAAUAAGUGCUAAUACAUCAAUUUAUAUUCAAGGUUCAGUUAAACCAACAUUUUUUGAUGUAAUCUCAAAUAAAUCAUUUAAUUAUAUAAAAUCGUUACCAUUUGAAUAUAAGCCUUAUGCAAUAUUAAAUAUUUUACAGCACCUCGACACUGAUUCAUUAUUAAGAUUAUUUCCGUCUGCAAAUAUAAAUAUGGAAUCUUCUACAAAAAAUGAACAAACUAUAUUACAUAGUUUAGCUCCUCUUAUGUAUAUAUAUAAUAAAGAAAACAUUUCUUACGCUUCAAAUCGGGGCGAUUCAAGCAGAAGCGAUUCAAGUAGAAUCGAUUCAAACGGGGGCAAUUCAAGCAGAAGCGAUUCAAACGGGGGCAAUUCAAAAGAUGUUAUAAUUGAACAGAGCAACGGACAUAGUGAACUUAAUAACAACAUAAUAAAUGAACAAUGUGUAGUUUGUUUUGAGCAUUUCAUAAAUGAUGAUAAAUGUAUUAAAUUAACAUGUCUCCAUACAUAUCAUUGGAAAUGUGUACAGAAUUGGUUCAGGUUUAAUUUGACAUGCCCUUGUUGUCGCCAUAAAUUGAACAUUUAA